CUGGUCCGAUCACUUAUCAGCGAAGAACACAUGAACUCUAGCGCAAGAACAGAAAUCGCCCGCCACCUUCAUCUCCUCGGCAAGGAUCGAUCGGUCCAUAGGUGAGAUCGCCGGCGCAUCUGCGGAACUCGUACACAUCUUCGACCGUGCGAACGGAACCCAAAACGAUGGAGAACAAUCUGCUACCAAAACGAUGGAAACAAUCCGCUACCAAGACCCUCGUCGCCUCCGAUGGAGAACCCAAAACGAGAUCCAAUUGUUGACGUUGCUCCGGGUUGUGGAAGAAAAGACCGUCGUCACCGUGGCCCUCACCGGCAUCUCCAAACCGCUUGCAAAUCGAGGAAGAUGACCAGAAGGGGCUAGGGUUUGGGUGCGUGAAAUUGAGUCUGAUAAGAACAUAAAUUCGAGAGGAAACUCGAGUGAGAAUGAUGCCUAGGUGGGGCAGAGCUUUGAUCCGGUUAAGCAGGCUUAGUAAUAUUAAGAAAAAUGCUGAUUUUGUGACGAGGGAUUUGUAUGCUUGUUCGUUUCGUAACUAUGCAAAGGUUGCGGCUGCUAAUGUGGAGCCAAGUGUUAAGUCUGAUACCACUAAACCUGAGAUUGAAACCUUCGAUAUGUUCUUAUAAUGAUUUGAAGAGUUUAUUUCAUAAUUUUGUAUGCGAUGUUGUAUUUGUUCUCUUUUCCCAGUACAUCUUGGAUACGAGGAAUUCCAUUGUUGUUAUGUUUGGACGUUGGACCACAUUUGAACUGUCUAUGUGUUUUUGUUUUGUGUAUUUGUUGGGGGGUUUUGUGGAGGGUACCCGAGAUUUUGGGUUGUGGGAUAUUGUAAAUUUAUCUUGUGCCUCAAUCAGAUACAGGGUAACUGGAGUUAUCAUGAUAUAUAUAGGAAAGUGACUCAAAAUCUUUGCAGAUGUAAGUGGAAAAGACUAUGCAUCCUUGUACUUCUUUCUGUAUAUAGGUUUGUUAGUAGCUGAGGGCUUAAUUUUGAACCAAAAACUUUCGGUUGUUGGGGACUAUUGUGCAUUAGGGAGUUUAACAUGUGAGCUUCAGUUAUUAGAACUACUAAUUAUAUAUUACAUAAGUACAAAAAUAUAUAUCUUAAAUAAAUAGAAAUAAUAUGGUGAUAUGUAUAUGCAUAAGUGUAGAAUAUGUUUAUUUAAUUUUAACCAAAAUAGAUUAUCUUUUUUACUUAAUUAAAUGAAAACAUCGACCCGUGUUGAAUUUU
This is a messenger RNA of Striga asiatica, 1222 nucleotides long. The record is from the annotation of a GenBank genome assembly. NCBI's taxonomy places the organism in Eukaryota, Viridiplantae, Streptophyta, Magnoliopsida, Lamiales, Orobanchaceae.